GGCGCAUAUGAGGCUCGUCGCAGGGUUAUGGAUCGUGGAGGUUCUUGCUUGCUUCGAGGGGUGGCAGGCGAUAGAUGAUGGCGCUGGCCUUGUGAGCUGGCACAGCGGUAUAUAAGGGGAAGGGGAAUUUGUUCUGCUCGACUUCUUUUCCUUCGUCGUUCCUCUUCGAUCCAGGCCAGUCAAACAUGUUCUUCUCUACUGUCUUCACCGCUGCCGCUCUCCUCACGGCUCAGGCUGCCGCCCACGGCGCCGUGACCAGCUAUGUCAUCGAUGGCAAGACAUACCCAGGCUACGAAGGCUUUGCGCCGGCCACCAGCCCCAAGACCAUCCAGCGUCAAUGGCCAGACUACAACCCGACCAUGAGCGUCAACGACAAGAAGGUCAUGUGCAACGGCGGCACGAGUGCGGAUCUCAGCGCCACCGUCCCCGCAGGAGGCAAGGUCCGCGCCAUCUGGAAGCAGUGGACGCACGAACAGGGUCCCGUCAUGGUCUGGAUGUACAAGUGUGCCGGUGACUUCAAGUCCUGCGACGGCAGCGGCAAGAAGUGGUUCAAGAUUGACCAAGAAGGCAUGACCGCCCCACCCCUCAGCGGCCGCAACUGGGGCACCGCCAAAGUCGUCAAGAACCUCUACUGGGAGUCCACAAUCCCGGCCAACCUGGCACCUGGAAACUAUCUCAUACGCCACGAGCUGCUAGCACUCCACCAGGCUAAUGCCCCUCAAUUUUAUGCAGAGUGCGCACAGAUCCAAGUCACCGGCAGUGGAUCCGCAGAGCCCAGUGGCCAAUACCUCGCCAACAUCCCCGGCUAUGCGUCGCAGAAUGAUCCCGGAAUCAUGGUCGAUACCUAUGGCAGCAAGGCUACUACGUAUACGCCUCCUGGCCCGCCCGUCUGGACGGGACAGGCGUUCAAGCCUAGGGGCUCGUCGAGGGAGGAGUAGAGCGUGAAGUAGAUGAAGUAUUAGAUCUUCAACUUGUAUAUCUUGAUUGCAUAUGCUGUUGCAUGGGAGAAUGUGAAACUUGAAUUCAGGGGCGAUUCUGUGUCUGAUCGUUGACAAGUUGGUUUU
Molecule: messenger RNA, 1064 nt
Organism: Westerdykella ornata
Lineage: Eukaryota; Fungi; Ascomycota; Dothideomycetes; Pleosporales; Sporormiaceae
Product: cel1 protein precursor
Exons: 3
Coding region: 186-938 (250 amino acids)
Source: RefSeq, a predicted model, not a curated record